Molecule: messenger RNA, 210 nt
Organism: Necator americanus (New World hookworm)
Lineage: Eukaryota; Metazoa; Nematoda; Chromadorea; Rhabditida; Ancylostomatidae
Exons: 2
Coding region: 1-210 (69 amino acids)
Source: RefSeq, a predicted model, not a curated record
AUGCGGAGCGGUCGGAUUGUCGGGUGUGUCGGACUCCUUCUCAGUUCAGAAGACCCUGCCGGAAGAUGUGUCUUCGCCGUUCGACGCCCGGAGUCACCUCCACGAUACUACGAUGAUCAUCAAAACGUGUACGAAUAUUCUCUUGAUUCAUAUUGUCGACACCAUACGGUGUUAUCUGGUGCAGCAACGUCGAUGUUAAGAGUAGAAUAA